This is a messenger RNA of Schistocerca americana (American grasshopper), 1489 nucleotides long. RefSeq lists its product as uncharacterized. The transcript is spliced from 8 exons. Gene Ontology annotation, molecular function: olfactory receptor activity; odorant binding. Lineage: Eukaryota; Metazoa; Arthropoda; Insecta; Orthoptera; Acrididae. Gene Ontology annotation, cellular component: plasma membrane. Gene Ontology annotation, biological process: detection of chemical stimulus involved in sensory perception of smell; sensory perception of smell. The record is from RefSeq and is a predicted model, not a curated record. Bases 1 to 1377 code for a protein of 458 amino acids.
AUGCGCGACGAGGUGGACGACCUGCUGGCGCCGUGCGCGGCGGCGCUGCGCCUGCUGGGCAUGUGGGGCGUGGCGACGCGGCGCGGCGUCUUCGUGCUGCUGCUCAACCUGGCCGGCACCGCGUGCGCCGCCGUCACGCUCGCCUUCCAGCCCCCGCGCGACCUCGAGCGCCUCGCCAUGAACGCCUACGUCUGCGCACAGGGCACCCUCCUCUCCGUCAAGGUGGCGGCCUUCUUGUGGCACAGAAAGCGUCUGCGGCAGCUGGCGCUCCAGCUGGUGAGCUGCUGGCGCCAGUUUGAGGAUGUAGGCGGCGGCGUGCGCGCCAUCUACCGCAGCCAAGCUGCCAGGGUCGUGCGCUACAUGCAGGUGAUGACCGGGAUCCCGACGAUGAUGUGGAUGCUGGAGCCGCUGUUCUCCGGUGGAGAGGAUUCGCCGCAGGGGCGCAGCCUGCCGCUGCCCACGUGGCUGCCCGACGCGCUGCAGCAGUCGCCCACGUACGUGCUGCUCUACGUGCUGCAGGUGUUCACCAUCGUCGUCGCGAUAGCCGUGUCCGUCUACCUCAACAUCUUCUUCGCGGUCCUCAUGCUGAGCAUCGCUGCCGAGCUGCACGUCCUUAACAACAACAUGAUGGCGAUGGGGAAGUUCGGGGAGAACGAGACGACCGAGCCCUACAAGAGAGAUGAGGGAGUACAUAGAGACCGGGUCACUUCCAGUUUGUUAAGCAGUCAUCGUAGACCUCGUGGAAAAUUAGUAGCGGCGGGCCACACGUUACCUGGGCCUGUAGCUGUGUACACACAGAAUGGUAGUCACAAGCAAAUGUAUCACCAACUAAUAAAGAAUAUUCGGCAUCAUCAAGUGAUCCUUAGGUCUGUUGCAGAGCUGCAAAAAGCUAUGACUCACUCUAUUUUCGUUCUUCUCUUUUUAAACAUGCUUAAUAUUUGCGUCGUCAUCUUCGCUGGAUCUACGCUGUUGCAGAAGCAAGCAGACCAAGUGGCAAUGUACAAAAUGUUAUUCAGCGUUCCAAUUUACAUGUACGAGACUGGAUUCUUUUGUGUCGUUGGACAAACCAUUAUUGAUCAGAUAAUAGCAGCAACUGAGCGACGCCAGGGAAAGGAGUUUACUAUAAAAGGUCACGGGGGAGCGGCUCUCCAUGUCGGCGUUCGCCAGCGCCUGGCUGGACAGCCCCAGAAAGCUGCACCGCUUGCUGCUGGUCUUCAUGCUGCGCUGCGCGCGUCCACCCACCAUCACUGUCGGCAAGACGUACACCCUCUCCAAGCGCACCUUUCUCCGGAUACUGAAUGGAUCGUACACAAUGUUCAAUAUGCUGUACCAGUUCCAGAGGAAGAGGUAAUGUCAGUCAUGGAAAUGAAUAUUUGAACUGGCGGAUGACAGACGUCAACUUCUUACUGCUUUGUAUUAGUGUAGUUUAAGUAAAGAUAGUCUACCACAAAAUGUGUAAAGAAACUAAUUUUAUGAAGAUAAAACGUAA